This is a messenger RNA of Exophiala spinifera, 2706 nucleotides long. RefSeq lists its product as uncharacterized. Gene Ontology annotation, cellular component: cytoplasm. Gene Ontology annotation, biological process: glycogen catabolic process. Lineage: Eukaryota; Fungi; Ascomycota; Eurotiomycetes; Chaetothyriales; Herpotrichiellaceae. Gene Ontology annotation, molecular function: glycogen phosphorylase activity; pyridoxal phosphate binding. Bases 1 to 2706 code for a protein of 901 amino acids. The transcript is spliced from 12 exons. The record is from RefSeq and is a predicted model, not a curated record.
AUGGCCACCGAGACAGCUCCCCCGCCACGGGAGCGCAAACCGUCAGUGGGAGCGCCCAUUUCCAGCUUCACAGGUCCUGUCGGCCCUGGCUUCUCUCGGCCAAAGCAUAAAAGAACUGCUACGGGUUUUGGCGCCAGCGACAUCAAAGCGGUCGAGUCGAGCAUUCCUGAGCACAUGCGAGAGGCCUGGAGGAAAUUUUCUCCCAAAGGCUUCACCUCCAAGGAUGAUUUUGAGGCAGAAUGUGUCCGGCACAUUGAGACCACGCUAGCGCGAUCACUCUUCAACUGCGAUGAGCUAGCUGCGUACUCAGGCACCUCCCUGGCCUUUCGAGACCGCCUCAUCAUCGACUGGAACAAGACCCAGCAAAGGCAAACCUUUGCGGACCAGAAGAGGAUAUACUACCUGUCCCUCGAAUUCCUUAUGGGCAGAGCCUUGGAUAAUGCUAUGCUAAAUGUCGGCUUGAAAACGGUGGCGAAAGGCAAGCAUUGUGAUCAUCGAGGUCUCGAGGACCUUGGGUUCCGAAUUGAAGACAUCAUCAACCAGGAACACGAUGCAGCCUUGGGUAACGGAGGCCUCGGUCGACUAGCGGCUUGCUUCCUCGACAGCAUGGCCUCCCUGAACUAUCCUGCGUGGGGUUAUGGUCUGCGAUACCGAUACGGAAUCUUUAAGCAAGAGAUCGAGAACGGUUACCAGGUUGAGAUCCCUGACUACUGGCUCGACUUCAACCCUUGGGAGUUCCCCCGACACGACGUGACAGUCGAUGUCCAGUUCUAUGGUUGGGUCAACAAAUACACCAACGACGAAGGUAAACAAGUUGUUUCGUGGCAGGACGGGGAGAUUGUCACAGCUGUGGCCUACGAUGUCCCCGUUCCGGGCUAUGGGACAUCUACUGUCAAUAACCUGCGUCUUUGGUCGAGCAAGGCAUCCAGCGGAGAAUUCGACUUUGCCAAGUUCAAUUCUGGAGACUACGAAAGCGCCGUGGCUGACCAACAACGGGCAGAGACCAUCUCUGCCGUGUUGUACCCUAACGACAAUCUCGAGCGAGGAAAGGAGCUACGGCUGAAGCAGCAGUACUUCUGGUGUGCAGCCUCCCUUCAUGACAUUGUCCGAAGAUUCAAGAAGACCGGGCGCAAGUGGUCAGAGUUCUCGGACCAGGUCGCCAUUCAGCUCAAUGACACUCACCCAACUCUAGCUAUUGUUGAGCUUCAGAGAAUUCUAAUCGACAAGGAAGGUUUGGAAUGGAACGAUGCGUGGGACAUUGUCACCAAGACCUUCGGCUACACCAACCACACCGUGCUUCCAGAGGCUUUGGAGAAGUGGUCUGUUCCUCUCAUCCAGAAUCUACUUCCUAGACAUCUACAGAUCAUCUACGACAUCAACCUGUUCUUCCUUCAAACUGUCGAACGGCGCUUCCCCAAAGAUCGAGAGAUGCUCUCCAGGGUUUCUAUUAUCGAAGAAUCCACUCCCAAGAUGGUCAGAAUGGCCUACCUUGCCAUUGUCGGAUCCCACAAAGUCAACGGCGUGGCUGAAUUGCACUCCGAUCUGAUCAAGACGACCAUUUUCAAGGACUUUGUCAAAGUCUACGGUCCAGACAAAUUCACCAACGUGACCAACGGCAUUACCCCGCGACGAUGGUUGCACCAGGCGAACCCACGGCUAUCAGAGCUCAUUGCGUCCAAGCUUGGGAGCUAUGAAUUCCUCAAGGACUUGACUCUCUUGAACAAGCUUGAACCUUUUGUGGAUGACAAGGAGUUCAAGAAGGAGUGGGCCGAGAUCAAGUACGCCAAUAAGGUCAGACUUGCUCAGCAUAUUCUCAAGAGCACCGGCGUCAGUGUCAACCCCAAGGCUCUUUUCGACGUGCAAGUGAAGCGUAUCCAUGAAUACAAGCGACAGCAGCUCAACAUCUUUGGCGUCAUCCACAGAUACCUGGCAAUCAAAUCCAUGACUCCCGAGGAGCGUAAGAAACUCCAGCCCAGAGUUUCCAUCUUCGGUGGCAAAGCUGCUCCAGGGUACUGGAUGGCCAAGACGAUCAUUCACCUCAUUAACAAAGUGGGAGAGGUGAUCAACAAGGAUCGUGACGUCGGAGAUCUGCUCAAGGUCAUUUUCCUCGAAGACUAUAAUGUCAGCAAGGCCGAGAUCAUCAUUCCCGCAUCGGACAUUAGCGAGCAUAUCUCCACUGCAGGCACUGAGGCAUCAGGCACGAGCAACAUGAAGUUUGUCCUCAACGGCGGCUUGAUUAUCGGCACGCUUGAUGGAGCCAAUAUUGAAAUCACUCGUGAAAUCGGAGAGGAGAACGUCUUUCUAUUUGGUAACCUUGCUGAGGAUGUGGAGGAUCUCCGACACAACCACUUCUAUGGUGAUUACACUGUCAACCCAGAGCUUCUGAAGGUCUUUGAAUGCAUCAAGUCUGGCACAUUUGGCGACGAAACCGCUUUCGGAGCGCUCAUCGGUGCCAUUGUUGAUCAUGGAGACUAUUACCUUGUGAGCGACGAUUUCGAUAGCUACUGCAAGACCCACGAUCUUAUCGACGAAUCUUAUAAGAACCAAGAUAAAUGGGUCAGCAAGUCGAUUCAAAGCGUUGCAAGGAUGGGCUUCUUCACUUCAGACCGAUGCAUCAACGAAUAUGCCGACUCCAUUUGGAACAUUGAACCUCUUGCUGUCAAGGAGGAGGCUGAGGUGCGCGCUAGGACAGGGCUUGAAAAGUAG